This is a messenger RNA of Elaeis guineensis (African oil palm), 834 nucleotides long. The record is from RefSeq and is a predicted model, not a curated record. NCBI's taxonomy places the organism in Eukaryota, Viridiplantae, Streptophyta, Magnoliopsida, Arecales, Arecaceae.
AUGGCCCCUAAGCCCCAAGUUGUGAUCCUCCUCCUUUCCUUCCUCCUUUUAACCUCCGCCAUGGCAUUUAACAUCACAGCUAUUCUCGAGCCAUUCUCUAAGUUCACCACCUUCAGCAAUUAUCUCAACCAAACCAAGCUUGUCCAUGAAAUCAACCACCGUCGGACCAUCACCAUUCUUGUCAUUGAUAACUCUAGAAUGUCUGCAAUCUCCUCCCUUCCCGAAGAAAGCCUCAAGCAUGUCAUGGAAGUCCAUGUAAUCCUUGACUAUUAUGAUAUCAGAAAGAUCAGUCACAUACCACGCAAGAGCUUCCUCCUCACCAUCCUCUUCCAAACCACCGAUGUUGCUACCAAAAGAAUGGGGUUCUUGAACGUCACUCGUAUGGCCGACGAGUCAGAAGUAUUUGGGUCGGCUAUCCUAAGAGCCCCACAUACCUCCACAUUAAUUAAGAAGGUUAUGACAAUGCCAUAUAAUAUUUCAGUGCUCCAAGUUUCUGAGCCUAUUAUCCCACCUGGCAUUGAUGGUGCACUACCCAUGACCCCUAUAUCGAACCCACCAGAGAUGAUCGAUCCUUCGACAGAGGUGCCAGAGGUAGCUGAAGCUCCUAUAGAGUCUUCAGAAGAGGAUGUUGUUGAUGCCCCCGCUGAUGCUCCAGAAAAAAGUACCGAUGCCCCUGCUGACUCUCCAGAAGUAGAUGAACCAAUGUCGGAUGCAUCUGAAGAGCAAUCUAGUUCACACAAAAAAGCUUUUGAUGCAUCGGCAAGCAUAUCUUUGAGGACCCGACUGUCAAUUGGUGCAAUCUUCAGACUUGUCAUCGGCAUUGUAUUCUUAUGA